Aureococcus anophagefferens is the source of this 732-nucleotide messenger RNA. RefSeq lists its product as hypothetical. The transcript has a single exon. Gene Ontology annotation, molecular function: ubiquitin protein ligase activity; zinc ion binding. Gene Ontology annotation, biological process: ubiquitin-dependent protein catabolic process. The record is from RefSeq and is a predicted model, not a curated record. Bases 1 to 732 code for a protein of 243 amino acids. NCBI's taxonomy places the organism in Eukaryota, Pelagophyceae, Pelagomonadales, Pelagomonadaceae.
AUGGGCGGCCUCCUGUGCCGUGCCUCGUCGCCCGAGCCGCUGGUCCAGGCGGCGAAGACGGCGCUGUGGGUGCAGCUCUUCGCGGAACUCGUGUGCGCCGUCCUCGCCGUGGUCUGGUGCGCCCGAUGGCCGAACCGGCGCGAGCGCGGCGGCCUCGCGCAGGCCGCCGCGUCCCUCGUCGCGUCGACGACCGCGUUCUCCGUCGCCGUCUGCGGCCGGUCGCUGAGCGCGGCGCGCCCGAGCGGCGCGAGGCCCGCGGCGGUCUCCGCGGCGCUCGCGGUCAUUACCGGGAGCGUCGCGGCCGCGGCGCUGCGGGAGGCCAGGGCAGGCCAGGGCGAUCGCGCGACGGGCACGCUGCUGCGCAUCGCGCUGCUGCUCCAGCUCGGCCUGCUGCUGGCGCGCGCGACGUGCUGCGACAUCCUCUCGAAGCUCGACGACCCGCCCGAGCGCGUCUUCUCCGACUUCGCGGCCGUCGAGGUCGCGCCGCGCCGCGUCCAGCCCGCGCCCGCGCCGCCGCGCCGCACCGCGAAGCCGCCGCCGCGCGAGGCCACCGAGGAGUGCGUCAUCUGCCUCCAGCGCGUCUCCGGCGCGGCCGCGCGGCUCCCCUGCGCGCACGUGUUCCACGCCGCGUGCAUCGAGGAGUGGCUCCGGACGAGUCGUGGUGCGGCGAAGUGCCCCAUAUGCCGCACGGCCGUGUCGAGCGACGACUCGCCGCCGGGGAGCGCCGGCUAG